UUGUACAUUUAAUUUGAUGCAGAUAUUAAAAUUUGAUAUCUGGUCUUUAACCCUAUAAAAACAAACACAGUAACUGAUUUUGGCAGAUCAGCUCCUCCAACCAAUCUGCAGUUCAGUCAACGAAGACCCGCCCACUACAGGGUCACUAUCAACGAAGCUCCUCCCACAUCAGUUCUCCAAUAAAUGCAGGAAUAUUCCCAUCAGACGAGCAUCAGAGCAUCAGGAAGAGCUGAAAUCUGCAAAGACUGAGUUUAUUAAAGAGGACAGUGAGAACAUGAGUGAUCCAGAACCCUGCAGAAUGAAACACACUGAAGAUACUGAAGAACAAAGAGACCUGAUGGAAGUGAAGGAGGAGAGUGAAGAACUGAGUGAAGUGGAGGAGAAACAUCAUGACAAAACUGGAGAAAAACUUUUGAGUCGCUCAAAGAAUAAAAAGACAUUUAUAAAGAAAAGAAGAGCCAAGAAAUCUACAACCUGCACUCAGUGUGGAAAGAGUUUAUCAACCAAACAAAGUCUUGAUGUUCACAUGAGAGUUCAUACUGGAGAGAAGCCGUUCACAUGUGAUCAAUGUGGGAAGAGAUUCACAUACAAAGAAGGUCUUGAGAUUCACAUGAUAGUUCAUACUGGAGAGAAGCCACACACAUGUGAUCAGUGUGGGAAGAGUUUCUCAGUAAAACAAUAUCUUGGGCGUCACAAGAGAGUUCACACCGGAAAGAAGCCACACACAUGCGAUCAAUGUGGGAAGAGUUUCAGUGAAUCUGCAUACCUUAAAGAUCACAUGAUGAUCCACACCGGAGAGAGACCGUUCACAUGUGAUCAAUGUGGGAAGAGCUUCAUACGAAAAGUACAUCUUAAGGAUCACAUGAGAGUUCACACUGGAGAGAAGCCGCACACAUGCAAUCAAUGUGGGAAGAGUUUCAGACACUCAUCAACCUUUAAAAAACACAUGAGGAUCCACACCGGAGAGAAGCCGUUCACAUGCGAUCAAUGUGGCAAAACAUUUGUUGGGUCAUCAAACCUGAAGAGACACCUGACAGUUCAUAUGAAGGAGAAGCCACAUUCAUGUUAUUUAUGUGGAAAGGGUUUUUCACUGCUGCAAAAAUUACAUACACAUCAGAAAAUUCACACUGGUGUGAGAGAGUACAUGUGCUUUGAGUGUGAGAAGACUUUUACUAAAGCCGACCAUUUAAAACAGCACCAGAGAGUUCACACUGGAGAAAAACCUUACACGUGUUCAUACUGUGACAAGAGAUUCAGUCAGUCAUCACAUCUGAAAAAACAUGCGAGGAUCCACAGCAGAGAGAAGCCGCACACGUGUGAUCAGUGUGGAAAGAGUUUCUCUAUUAAAAGUCACCUGAAGAUACACAUGAAGAUCCAUGCAGUGGAGAAACCACAUCACCACAGUCUGAAAUUAAGUAGUUCAUCUUGAUGUGCUGAACAAGAAAAUCUCUUCUGUGUAAGUUAGCCACAGCCAAAUCUGUCCUCUCCAGCUUUAGUUGGCAUCAUGGGCGACAUUUCACUGUUGAGGUGUGCGUGUUGGGGGCAACUGGUGAUGAAGAAAAAGCCAUGUGGCAAUAUUGAAAAUAUUUCCAUUUUAAACCAUGAAGGCGAGCUAGUUGAUAUCACACAAUCAAUGUGCAAACUUUGCAUUAUGCGGGUGAAGAAGUCUCAAACUCCAGUCAAUUAUUCACUACAGAAACUGAAAGUAAAAACUGACUGAGCUUUUGGCAGAUUUUUCAGAUUCUCUUAGAGAUGAUGAGAGAUGAAUAUAAUUUAUUUUCUUAAUAUUUCUCUUGUGUCCCAUAGUGAGAGAAAAAAAAAAAAAAUAGUAUCUUUCGUGAAUCAAGAAGUAUUUUGUGUUAAACAAGUUGUCUUUUAACCCUUCGCACAUAAGUUUAAAAUAUCCCGGCUGAGCCCCCAGCAUGUGUUUUUUAAGGUGACCGUUAUUUAGAAAGUAUCACUUUAUUGUUUCCAUGGUGACGCGUCAUUGCUUGUCACGUAUCACACCACAGCACUGUAUGACUGAUGAUCUGCUUUUAUUUCGUUUUUCCUUUUUUAUUCAAAAUAUUCACAAAUUUGUUAACUAUAGCAUGAAAUAUCUGAUAUUCCGAUUGUCAAAUAUGUGCAAGUGGAUGUGUUUUGCUGUUUAAACACCUUUAUAACGAUCGCGUCAGUUGAGCUGCAUGCGCGAUGGGCGCCGCCAUUUUAGUUUGCGCCGUACAGAGAAUCGGAUCUGUUAGAUUUACAACCCGUGAAUUUUUCCACUUCUCCCAAAAUACAGGUGCUGGUCAUAUAA
Molecule: messenger RNA, 2296 nt
Organism: Ctenopharyngodon idella (grass carp)
Lineage: Eukaryota; Metazoa; Chordata; Actinopteri; Cypriniformes; Xenocyprididae
Product: gastrula zinc finger protein XlCGF8.2DB-like
Exons: 2
Coding region: 275-1429 (384 amino acids)
Biological process (GO): regulation of transcription by RNA polymerase II
Cellular component (GO): PcG protein complex; transcription regulator complex
Molecular function (GO): DNA-binding transcription factor activity, RNA polymerase II-specific; RNA polymerase II cis-regulatory region sequence-specific DNA binding
Source: RefSeq, a predicted model, not a curated record